AUGUCUGUUGAAACUGUGGCCGAACGACGUAGAAAGGUGAGAAUAAAUGUUUUUUGAUUCGAUUGAACGCUGCAGAAAAAAAUUGAUGAUCAGUUUAUUCGAUAUUUAUGUUUACAUAAAUAUUUCGUAAAGGUCAUAGAGAAAAAUGACGAACAGAUAGAAUAGAUUAAUAUGAGUCAUGAUUUUUUUUGGUUGAAAAAAAUCAUUGAAAAACCAAGAGGAUUUCUGUGGUUUUUUCCCCGAAAAAAAAACACAUUGACGUUGAAAAACUCCCCGGGGAAUUUUGAAGUUUUUUUUCUUUUUUUUUUUUUUGAAAAAAUGGAAUCGAAUUUCACAUAUGUGUUGAAAAUAUCAAUUUCAUUGAGAAAUACGUCCUCAAAAUUUUGAAUCUCGAAUUUUUGUUUUGAAAAUAAUAGAAAGUUAUAUUUUAGGAAUUCGGGUUCACACCCACUUGAACUGGGUUUAAGUUAUGACGUGGCAAAGUUUUUUGGGAAAAAAUUACAGAAAAAACACAUUUUCACAAGGAAAGAAAAAUUAUAGAAAUUUUUUCGAAAUGAUUUUUAAAUGGGGUGGAACUAGUUCACUCAGAAAUUUUUUUGUACGAGUUCAGCACGUUUUGUGCAUUUGUACGCGUUCAGUCCUAUUAAGUACGCUUUCAAACUUAUGCGUGUACACGAUCAGUCUUUUUAGCUGUCUUAUAUCAGGAACUGAACGCGUACAAAUGCAAAAAAGUGUUGAACGGGUACAAAAAAGGUGCAGAACUCGUACAAAAAAAUUCCUGAGCACGUUUUGAUAUGACGUGGCAAAUUUUGAAAAAAAAAUUUGAAUUUCUUUGUUAGGAAGAAUUUUUUAAUCUGAAUUUUGAGAGAAACUUUUGAACUCCAAAUAAAAAAAAUUCCGGAUGGGAAUCUAUUUUUACAUGCAAGUUUAUUAUUUGUUGAAUUUUGCCACGUCAUUUUGAGAGUUUAACUAAAAAGUUAUAGAUUUUUUUGGAAAUUCCCUCUCGAGAGAAGUUCUCAAAAAAAUUUCCUUUCCAGUGUCUCCUUGGAGAUUUGCCUCCACAUUUUCUCCGUCUCGCCAUUCCAACUCCAGCUCCCGAACCUGUCGCGCAACCCGAAAUCGUUCAACCGCGCCUUGUUAGUUUCGUGCCACCAAACACUCGCGGUCGAAUCUCAAUCACAAUCCACGAAGCAAACCUCGUCAAAAAUUAUGGCAUCGUUCGAAUGGAUCCAUAUUGUCGAGUUCGAGUCGGAAAUGUUGCAUUUGAUACAAAUGUGGAUGGAAGUGGUGGACGAUCGCCAGCCUGGAAUCGAACACUCAACGCAUAUUUGCCAAUGAAUGUGGAGAGUGUUUAUGUUCAGAUAUUUGAUGAGAAAGCGUUUGGACCAGAUGAGGUGAUUGCGUGGGUUCAUAUUAUUUUGCCGACUGAGAUUUUCAAUGGUGAUACUGUUGAUGAUUAUUUUCAAAUGAGUGGACCACAAGGAGAAGGAAAAGAGGGAAUGAUUCAUUUGACAUUCUCGUUUCAACCAAUUGAAAUGCCAGCUGAUGUUAAUCCACCACCACCACAACGUGAGUUUUCUGGGGCUUAAAGAAUUCCUCAAAUUCCCUCAAAAACUCAUAAAUCAAAUAUUUUUCAGCAGUUGAGAUCACCGAUGAAGACACCAAGGAAAUCGAAUCAAUGUUCCCAUCGAUUGACAAAGAAGUUAUCCGAUGUGUUCUUGAAGAACGACGUGGAGAUAAAGAAGCAACGGUUGCUGCACUUCUUGAAAUGACUUCUGAUGCUAAUUAA
Caenorhabditis angaria is the source of this 1789-nucleotide messenger RNA. The record is from the annotation of a GenBank genome assembly. NCBI's taxonomy places the organism in Eukaryota, Metazoa, Nematoda, Chromadorea, Rhabditida, Rhabditidae.